Messenger RNA from Mastomys coucha (southern multimammate mouse), 4093 nucleotides. It is a transcript of the gene Mmd2, whose product is annotated as monocyte to macrophage differentiation associated 2. Lineage: Eukaryota; Metazoa; Chordata; Mammalia; Rodentia; Muridae. Gene Ontology annotation, molecular function: pore-forming activity. The record is from RefSeq and is a predicted model, not a curated record. The transcript is spliced from 7 exons. The coding region runs from base 425 to 1168 and encodes 247 amino acids. Gene Ontology annotation, cellular component: membrane.
ACCUAGUUCGGUCCCCUGGCGUUCCCUGUGGCUUUGCAGUGCUGCCAGGAUGACAAGCGGUAACAGAGGCAGUUUAGCCUAGCCCAAGCAGUCUUCUGCUGCCUAGAACAGAGAUGGGGUGGAGGGGACACAGGGAGAAGCUAGCAGGAGGGAGGGGACCUCCCAGCUGAGCGAUUGGCAGCGUGCGCCCGAGUCCCCACCAUAUCCCGCCCCCGCCCCGCCCCCGCCACCAUCUGCUCGGGAUUUGCGAUCCGGGAGACUCCAGGCUUGGGGGCUCGGGGCUCCGGAGGCAACUGAUCGGGUCUGCUCAGGGCUCUGGAGCUGCCAGAGGAUCCGACACCCUUCCAACCUGCUGCGCCUCCCGAAGCGGCUCCCGGUGUUCCCGCGUCCCAGCCCCCGGCCGGGCGCUGAUGGAACCGCGGCGAUGUUCACUCUGGCCAGGCUGCUGGAUUUCCAGAAAACCAAAUAUGCAAGGUUUAUGAAUGACCGAGUCCCGGCCCACAAGAGGUACCGGCCCACAGAGUAUGAACAUGCAGCAAACUGUGCCACCCAUGCUUUCUGGAUCAUUCCCAGCAUCCUUGGCAGCUCCAACCUCUACUUCCUGUCCGAUGAUGACUGGGAGACCAUAUCUGCCUGGAUCUACGGCCUUGGCCUCUGUGGCCUCUUUGUGGUAUCCACCAUUUUCCACACAGUCUCAUGGAAGAAGAGCCAUCUCAGGAUGGUAGAACACUGCCUACACAUGAUCGACAGGAUGGUGAUUUACUUCUUCAUUGCGGCCUCUUAUGCUCCUUGGCUGAACCUUCGGGAGCUAGGCCCCUGGGCCUCCCACAUGCGCUGGCUGGUCUGGAUCAUGGCCUCCAUUGGUACUGUCUAUGUCUUUUUCUUCCAUGAACGGUACAAGCUUGUGGAGCUGCUUUGCUAUGUGGUGAUGGGUUUCUUCCCUGCCCUGGUCAUCCUCUCCAUGCCCAACACUGACGGCAUCUGGGAGCUGAUGACAGGAGGGGCUUUCUACUGUCUGGGCAUGGUGUUCUUUAAGAGUGAUGGAAGAAUUCCCUUUGCCCAUGCCAUUUGGCACCUCUUUGUGGCAUUUGGUGCUGGUACCCACUACUAUGCCAUCUGGAGGUACCUCUACCUGCCCAGUACACUGCAGACCAAGGUGUCCAAAUGAGUGGCCCAGACUCCAUGGGGUCACUUGGACUUUGGGAUCAAAGCAUCAUGGGAAGUGAAUUGUGCCAAGAUCUGCCUGUCUUUUCCUGGAUGGAAUUCUUCAUGGGUCUAAGGUCCUUUUCAGUGACAGACAGACCAUCAUUUGAAUCUCCAGGAAGGAAGAAAACAUUUAGUCAUUUCCAUGGAGAAGAAAUUAAUUCAGUACUGUGUUUCUACUUUAGACUUUUUUUUUUACUAUAACCAAUAUUAACAUCUUCAGAAAAGGGCCAAAUAGGGAAUGAUCAUCCAAAAGGUAAUUUUUAAGAUUCUGAGGGCCUCCCUUUUUGCUUCAGGGGAAAGUAACUUAGCAUUAUAGAUGACAGAUGGGGAAUAUCCCUGACCAUGGUAGGCAUCACCAAUCAAUUGCAGCAUGCAUGUAGCAGUAGAAUUCAAUAUAGUGUCCCAUGCAGACAUUACUAAUUGAUUCUGUGCUAAUGAUGGAACCUUUUGGCUGGCCUGGUAUGUUAAAAGACAGGAUCACAGCAUAGCUAUUAGAAGUCGCUGUAUGCAGGAGCAUGCUUAUCUCUGGACACCAUUACCUUCUAUUCCCUUCUGUCCAUAUUUGAGGAAGUUCUUGAAGUAGGCUGUUUGGAGGCAGUGCAGGGAGACUAAGGCAUAUAUUCCAAGCAGCUCCUGAUACUCUGCUCUGCCAUGGCUGGCUCUUGGUUCUAAAGGAGCUGAGAACUGGGAUGCUGCUGCUGCUGUUACCUGGCCUUUUUUUUUUUUUUAUCAUUGCAAAGAAUCUGGAGAAAUGAUGUUGUUUGUGUUCACCAGAGGGGCUUUUCUCGGUGUCAUGAGAUAGCUCUUAGAGGCUCCUCUGGUGGGCCUAGGGGCCGGGUCUUCAUCUAUCCGAAUGGGUGGGAUGUCUUCAUCCCUCAACCUCUGAAGUGACCUGUCAGCUAAGAACGUAGCUCCCAGGGCCUGUCUUCAGCCACCUCUACUCCUGGACUAGCCUCGUCAUAAGAUGCCACCUGGACACUGGCUGAGUAUUGGAGCAGCAGGCCUGGCUCCUGACCUGAACUGACACCUCAGACUCUGCAAAAGUCUGCUGGAAAUCCAAGGUCUUACUCAACAGCUGCCAGCCAGAUGGGUGUGGGCGAGGGUGGGCCAAGACAGGGUGCCUUAUAUACUUUGUUCUAGCACAUUCCAAGGUGUUUCAGGGCUUCAGCACCUGGAAUCCCAUAUGUCAAAGCCAGUAUUAAAUCAAGUUUAUGCAUUCUUCAGAAAGAUGGAGCCAGUGAACUUUAAGAUUGGUUUUGUCUAGCCUACUUGUGCACAUGAAUGUCUGUAUGUAUGAACAUGUAUGAGUCGUGUGUGUGUGUGUGUGUGUGUGUGUGUGUGUGUAAUAGAACAGGACUUCCAGCCCCUGGUAAUCAUCUUGGGUAACCCUGACCCAUGGAUUACCCUAUGUUUCCUCCAACUGGGGGUCAGGGUUCAGAGAAGAGGACCUCAUUGGAGAGAGCUGGCUGCUGACUGAGAAGGGACCCUCAUAACUGGCCUCCCCCUGGACCUGAGGCUGUGGGAAAUGGGGCAUCUGGAAUGCUGUGUCAGAAUGCCCCAGGCGUGGUACAGUCCAGACCAAGAAAAGCAUCUGCUGCUAGCUAGGAUGCUGAUGGGGACCGGGGAGGUUCCCAGGAACAGUAAUGGAUGCCUAAGACAUUGGCUUGGCACUUCAAAGAGACCACAUGGCCCCUGCUGAGCUCUUGAGUGGUACUACUCCAUCUCCUUGUGACCCUGGGCUGGGUAUUUAUUUGAAUUGUCCCUAGACAGCCUACAGGAGGUUUUUCUCCUACCCAAUUCCUAUUCAUCCUUCAAAGCCCACAGAGGUAUUGAGAACUUUGUAGUAUUCGUGUGACUCUGGGGCUAUCCUCUGCACUGCUUACUCCUUGUGCUCAUCAUCACGUACCACAGCUCAGAGCCCUGUCUGCCACUCAGGUACAUAAGCUGCUCCUGGAGGGCAGGGCUGUCUUGCUAGACCUGGCAUCAAAUCUGGUCUUUCCCACUGGCAAGGAUUUAGGCCAAUCCCCUGCCCUCUGUGGCAGAUGUCCCCAGCUAUAAAACAAAGUAAAACAGUAUCUCAUACGGGAGCUGGAGAGAUGGCUCAGCAGUUAAGAUGAUGGCUGUGCUCUUCCAGAGGACCUGGGUUUGGUUCCCAGCACUCACAUGGCAGCUCAUAACCAUCUCUAGUUCCCAUUUCAGGGGAUCUGACACCUCCUUUUGAUCUUACACCUCUGUAAGUGCCAGGCAGGCAUCUGGUGCACAGACAUAUGAAGGCAAAGCACUCACACGAAUGAAGAUAUAUAAACAAACCAACCAACAAACAAAUAAACAAAUAAAUAACAUUUGAAAUGACAGCACCAUAUAAGGUUGCAUGAAGAAAGGAAUGGAAUAAUAAAUACACAGUGGGGCUGGUGGGAUAGCUCAGAAGGUAAAGGAGCUAGCUAUCAAGCUUGAUGACUUGAGUUCAAUUCCCUGAGCCCACAGUAGGAGAGAAUGGACUUCUGCAAGCCGUCCUCUGCCUUAUAUAUCCAUCUAUCCAUCCACCAAUCCAGCCAUCCAUGCAUACACACAUACAUAUAUACAUGCAUACAUAGAUUUACGUAUACAUACAAAUACACAUAAAUAAAUAAAUAUGCAACAGCAACACCCAGCCUGGUGUUCUAAUUAGUUAUGCUAAUUAUCCACCUGGAAAGUGAGCUCUGAUAAAGAAGAUUCCUGUGCUGGAGUUUCAACCUGUUAUUGAAAAUAUUUAAUCCCAAACCGGGAUUUUAACCUGUCUUUGAUUAUUCAGUUCCCAGAUACAAGAUAUUUAUAUUUAUAAUAAGCUUUUAUUAGUACUAUUGCUGGGUAGAUCUCUACCCUGUAUGCUAUUAAAAUCUAUUUCCUA